AUUAACGCCAAUUCAAAUGCGGCCGCACUGGCAGUGGGGGAGAAAGGGGCUGAUCUGGUGUUGGAGGACCACCGGACACAGUUUGGUAGUGACCCCGGUUAUGAACAGAGCUGGAAUUUGCCUAGACAACAAAUACACGACUCGUUUGCAAAUCGGAUACAAGUAAAGUCGUCUUACGAUUACAUAGUGGUGGGGGCCGGGAGUGCCGGCUCUAUAGUGGCCUGUCGUUUGGCACAUGAAAAGGGUAACCGAGUGUUACUACUGGAGGCGGGCGAAGGACAGGACUCAGUGAUGACAGACUUUCCCGGUAUGUUUAACUAUAACCUCCAGAACCCGUCCCGUAUUUGGCAGUACGUCAAUGAAGAACAGCCAGAGGUUGGACAGGCCUUCAUAAAUAGACAAACGCCAGAAGCAAAGGGAAAGGUAUUGGGUGGAAGUUCUGCCGUUAACUUUAUGGUCUAUAACAGAGGGAACCGUAAGUAUUACGACAGUAUUGCUCGUGAUUUCGGUGCCAACGGUUGGAGUUUUGAACAAUUGUUGCCGUAUUUCAAGAAAUCAGAGAAUAAUACCGAUCCUAAUGUCGAUCCCAGAUAUCAUGGGCGCAGUGGACCGGUUGGUGUAUCCACUUCAUCAGAAAUAGAUCCAACACUAUCUCGAUGGCAAAAAGCACUGACAGAACAGGGCUUUCCUAUUGUGGACCCAAAUGGGCCGACACAGUAUGGCACGAGUAUAAUGCAGUCGACUAUCAGGGAUGGGAUGAGACAGUCCACUGCCAACGCAUAUUUGGAAUUUUCUAAUAUAUGCCCUGAUAUUAAUAUAUUAACAGGGGCGUUUGUCACUAAAGUGCUUAUAAGUGAUCAAAUGAAUAGUGCAAAAGCAUAUGGAGUGGAGUUUACUAAAGGAAAUCGAAACUAUCGUAAGAUAGCAAACAAGGAGAUUAUUGUGUCAGCCGGUACAAAUGGAUCACCACAUUUACUAAUGUUAUCGGGAAUUGGUCCCCGAGAGCACCUACAUUCAUUUGGCAUAGAACCUGUAUGGGCUGACCUACCAGUUGGUCAAAAUCUCCAGAAUCAUGUGGCAGUAGUCAUACCAAUGCUUAUCAAAAACUCUAGUUAUGUGUUGCCCGCACCUCAACUUAGUGUCCAACAAAUGUACCAGGCACUGUUUGAAUACACCGGUCCAUUGGCACAAAUGCCCGCUUUAUACUUGCAAUUUAACUCCAGUGUAAACUCAGACUGGACUUACCCUGACAUUAUAAUUCAUGUGGAUGUCGUAAAUCAAUGGGGAUUGGGUUUUACUAAUGGUAUUCAAAUGGGGGUCCGACUCAACGAAUGGACUCAAUAUUACCAACACUUAUUGUAUAACAACUAUUUGGAUGUGAUUGCAGUCAUUUCAAGGCCUAAAAGCGUGGGUAAUGUAAGGCUCCGAUCUUCCGACCCUCAGGUGUUGCCUAUUAUUGAAGAGAAUUUCCUGAAGCACCCGGAUGACAAACAGGCACUUUUGGACGCCAUAUCCUAUGCUUAUUAUGUGGUCGAGGAGACAUCAGUAUCGAAGUAUGUAUACGUAAACCCACAACCAGUGCCUGGGUGUUCGUACUGUUCAAGUGGACCGGUGUGGCAGUGCACGUCAUACCAUAUUUGUAUCAUCAAACAAGUGGGUCGAAGUUUUAGACAUCCAGUCGGCACCUGUCGUAUGGGUGGACAGCAUAGGACUGAUGUUGUGGUCGAUGAGAGACUUCGGGUGCGAGGAGUCAGUAGUUUGCGAGUAAUCGAUACGUCAGUAUUUCCGACAGUUAUUAACGCCAAUACUAAUGCGGCCGCACUGGCAGUCGGAGAGAAAGGGGCUGAUCUGGUAUUGGAGGACCACCGGACACAGUUUGGUAGUGACCCCGGUUAUGAACAGAGCUGGAAUUUGCCUAGCCUCUUAUGCGUAACAGUACUGACGGCACCGACCGGUGAUAUAUCAGCUGUUGAUCUGAGGGUUGAAUACCUUCGCAACCCAAUAGCCGUAGACAUACCUCAGCCGCGACUCCAAUGGACUCUUAAGGCGACUGAUCCCACAAAAAGAGAUUUGUCUCAAAAAGCGUAUCAAAUACUUGUGGCAACAGAUCCGGAAAGUCUGGACAAAGAUAUCGGUAAUCUAUGGGACAGUAAGAAAGUGGUGAGCGACAGGACCACUCAUAUUAAAUACGGUGGAACUCCGUUAAAGUCGGGACAGAGAGCCUAUUGGAAAGUGAAUGUGUGGGACCAGAAUGACCAGGUACAACUUGGCGCAAGUGGUGGGUCAAACUUUUGGGAUAAAGGGCUGGACGUGAAUGACUGGACCGCCCAAUACAUUGGAGCCCCAGUAGGCACUCAACAUACAGCGCUACAAAACAUAUCGGAUAUCGACUUAAAACUCACCCGGCUC
This is a messenger RNA of Oppiella nova, 2409 nucleotides long. The record is from the annotation of a GenBank genome assembly. NCBI's taxonomy places the organism in Eukaryota, Metazoa, Arthropoda, Arachnida, Sarcoptiformes, Oppiidae.